GUCUGUGGGGGGGCCAGUUGAUUGCCAGUCUUGGGGCCAGAAGGGUGUCUGCGGAGGCCUGAGGCUGGCCUGAGCCUGGCUCUGGGGAUCCCCUCCAUCUAGAGGAACCAACUAACCACCCUGUUCACCUGCUGCCGGGACCAUGGGGGCUGGGGCCAGCGCCGAGGAGAAGCACUCAAGGGAGCUGGAAAAGAAGCUAAAAGAAGAUGCCGAGAAGGAUGCUCGAACCGUGAAACUGCUGCUUCUGGGUGCUGGUGAGUCCGGGAAGAGCACCAUUGUCAAGCAGAUGAAGAUUAUCCACCAGGAUGGGUACUCUCUGGAAGAGUGCCUCGAGUUCAUUGCCAUCAUCUACGGCAACACACUGCAGUCCAUCCUCGCCAUCGUGCGUGCCAUGACCACGCUCAACAUCCAGUAUGGAGACUCUGCGCGCCAGGACGACGCCCGGAAGCUGAUGCACAUGGCGGACACCAUCGAGGAGGGCACGAUGCCCAAGGAGAUGUCAGACAUCAUCCAGCGGCUGUGGAAGGACUCGGGUAUCCAGGCCUGUUUCGAACGCGCCUCUGAGUACCAGCUCAACGACUCGGCGGGCUACUACCUCUCCGACCUGGAGCGCCUGGUAACCCCGGGUUACGUGCCCACUGAGCAGGACGUGCUGCGCUCGCGUGUCAAGACCACGGGUAUCAUUGAGACUCAGUUCUCCUUCAAGGACCUCCACUUCCGGAUGUUCGAUGUGGGCGGGCAGCGCUCUGAGCGCAAGAAAUGGAUCCAUUGCUUCGAGGGUGUAACCUGUAUCAUCUUCAUCGCGGCACUGAGCGCCUACGACAUGGUGCUGGUGGAGGACGACGAAGUGAACCGCAUGCACGAGAGCCUGCACCUGUUCAACAGCAUCUGCAAUCACCGCUAUUUCGCUACCACGUCCAUUGUGCUCUUCCUCAACAAGAAAGACGUUUUCUCAGAGAAGAUAAAAAAGGCGCAUCUCAGCAUCUGCUUCCCUGAUUACGACGGGCCCAACACGUACGAGGACGCGGGCAACUACAUCAAGGUGCAGUUCCUGGAGCUCAACAUGCGACGCGACGUGAAGGAGAUCUAUUCCCACAUGACUUGCGCUACCGACACACAGAACGUCAAGUUUGUCUUCGAUGCUGUCACCGAUAUCAUCAUCAAGGAGAACCUCAAAGAUUGUGGCCUCUUUUGAGGUGCUUGAACUCACGUGUGUCCCUGACACCCUGUAGCCCUAGCCACCUCGUAGCCCUAGCACACAAGAGCCUCUCAGCCCCCCAGGACUCCUGGGCCCCAGCGUGAGGCCCCACCAGCCACGCCACAGACCCAAAGCCCUGAGCCCCACCAGCCUUGAGGCCCCAGCCCUCCCCCGUGGUUCCCAGGUCUCCCAGAGCCAGGUACCCCCAACCCGACUGCUGUCCUUCACGGCCUGGCUGUGCUGGCCUCCAGGACCCACCCCAGCCAGCCCCAGCUAGGAGCAGGCAGGACUUGGGGCAGCUAGAGCUCACAGUGACUCAGCAUGCCCAACUGACCAAUCUCCUACAGGUCUCUCCGCAGGGGGCCCAUGACUCACCUGGUGGGUCUGGGCUCGGCAAACAGCCCUCCCUCCCAGUUUCCUGAAGAGCAGGGUGGGCAGGCAGAGAUCCCUCCUCCAAGCAGGCCUGCUGCUGACCAUCAGCCCGUUCCAGCCUUACCACCUCCAUGUGACAAAUCUGACACCUGUCUCUACCCGGUGGCCAGUGACUGUCCCUCUCAGUAGCUUCAUGAGUCCAAAGUCCAAGUCAGUCUGGCCUGUGCAGCUCCUGCAUAGAUGAAUUAAUGAAUGGAGGCAGGCCUGGGAGACCAUGGGCACCAGGAAAAGACUCAAGCUGUACCCUUCCCCAUACAGCAGGCUCAGAGUACCCCCUAGACCCUCCACCCACAGGCUCUGCCCCCUCCGUCCUUGUCCUUGGACACCAGAUCCAAGUCCUACCUCACCACCACCCCGCCCACAGUACUCCAGGCCAGCCGGCCAAGGGGACGGUGUUUUGAGGGAGGGUACUGUUGACACCAGCUGUGGCCAAUGGUCAAACUGUCCUGAGGGGUGGCUGGGGGCAGAGUCCGGCUCCUAUCGAUCAGCCCCAGGCUGGGACAUGACUGAGGCCCAGGUUGGGCCCAAGAGGGGUCUACCUCAGGUGGGGUCAUAAGUAAACCCAGGUAACCCUCUUGUCCCUCUCACCCUUUCCAUUCAGGGCCCAUUUGCUGGCAGGAAAAACUGAGGGCCAUGCCUGAAUUUUGUUAGGGACAAAGGCCCAAGUCCCUAUAUCCCUGCCCCCUACUUCCUCAUCAAGCCUCGAGUCCUUGCUGAUGCCUGUGGGCCAGGACCUAUGCUGCAGUGGGGGGUGGGGGGUUUCUGUCUCGCAAGACCAGAGCACGAUCCACACUCCCCUCAGAUAGAUGCACAGACUCAGCAAUAAACCUUUGCAUCAGG
Neofelis nebulosa (Clouded leopard) is the source of this 2470-nucleotide messenger RNA. RefSeq names its product G protein subunit alpha transducin 1 (gene GNAT1). Bases 143 to 1195 code for a protein of 350 amino acids. Gene Ontology annotation, molecular function: GTP binding; G protein-coupled receptor binding; GTPase activity. Gene Ontology annotation, cellular component: heterotrimeric G-protein complex. Lineage: Eukaryota; Metazoa; Chordata; Mammalia; Carnivora; Felidae. Gene Ontology annotation, biological process: adenylate cyclase-modulating G protein-coupled receptor signaling pathway. The record is from RefSeq and is a predicted model, not a curated record. The transcript is spliced from 9 exons.